AUGUCGGAGCCGAGUGCCCAGCAGAGCGCCAGCUGUACCGAGCAGGUCCGAGCGUACAUCCGGACCAAGAAAGGGCUGGUCCUGGCAGCGGAGAUCGUUUGCUGCCUCAUUGUCCUGAUUUGCUAUGCGGCCUCCCGUACCCCGGGGUACCUCGGCAUCGCCAUCACUGAGCUCAUCUUCAGCACCAUCUUCUUCUUCCUCUUCGCUCUUCGCUACGACCAACAGAUCGCCUUCAUCCACUGGGGCUGGACGGAUUUCAUUUGUGCAGCUGUUGGCGGCUUCCUCAUGGCAUCAUCCACCCCGAUAGAUGUGGGGUAAUGAUGGUGGCGACGGGGCUGGAGGAAGCACAGUUCGGUGAUCGGGCUGCUAACUGGUCUCCUAUUCGCGUAUGACGCUUACCUGACGUUUCCUACACUGAGGAGGACACACGCACCGGCUGCCACGGAGUCCCCCGAUAAUAUUUAA
Staurois parvus is the source of this 465-nucleotide messenger RNA. The record is from the annotation of a GenBank genome assembly. NCBI's taxonomy places the organism in Eukaryota, Metazoa, Chordata, Amphibia, Anura, Ranidae.